AUUACUGGUCUGUGUGCUUCAUUUCUUUUAUUAGUUGUAAAAUAUUGAGUAGUUUACUUUUUCAUUAAAUUUAAAUUUAUUUACGUUUGUUCAUAUUAUCGUGUUACAUAUUUUGGUUUGAGCUCAAUGUGGAUGUUAUGGAUGCUGUUGUUGAUACUUGUUGUUUUAUGUGACUCAUUCCCAUUGUUGUGAAUGGUGUCGGUUUCGACGUUAAUCCGUGUUGUUGUUUGUAAUAUUUAUGUGGCCACAUCAUUUUUGUGAUUACGAGGUAAUUAAUUCCUCAUGGAUACGCCACCUGUGCCAAAACCUCGCAGUACGUUUCUGUCCCGGCCAGUACCUCUGCCACGAUCCAAAGCAUCAGCGAACACUGAAAGGAUCACGGCUUCCGAUGUAUUACGUUCCAUCAGUUCUGUUUCAAAACAAAUUACCGAAGAUGUUACACAAAAAGUCAGCAGCUCCGCAAAAUCAGCGAAUGAAAAAAUAGAUAAAUCUUUAUCAGACGGUUCAAGAUUUGCAAAAGACACUCUAGAAAAAACACUAUUAACAUCAAGAUCUGUUAGAGACUCUGUCACAAAAUCAGUCAUUGAAGGGACUAAAUCAGCCAGCAUCAAAUUGCGAAUAUCAAAGAAGCUCGAAACCCCUGGAGAAGAUGACAAUCAAAGAUCAGUCUCAAUGCCAGUCGUUGAUGUAAGUCUUUUUGAUAAUAUUCAGUUUCAUUCCCCUCUCUUGGAGCAAAAGAAAUAUGUCAAUAAUGAGGAUCGCCUGCACAAACUUCCAGCACUACAUUUGAACACUUCAUGUCUUGAUGAUCUUUCUCUGUUUUCUAGUAAUUCUGAUUCUAACACAGACACAGUAAGCAAUUUUUCAUAUGACAGCCCAGAAAAUGAUCAAACUGACUUAAGUUUGAAUAUGGAAAAUGAAAUGACUUAUGAUACACCCAAUCCAUCACAAUCUAGUAGUGUUGUUAGUAUGAGAUCAGCACCUCAAGUGCCAGAGAGAAGAAAAAAAAGAUUAAGUGAUACAGAAGUCAUGCGACAAAAUUCUUUGUAUGAAAAUUGGACACUUCCCCAUUCAUCGCCUAGCUCGCCGAACAUAAAUACUGACAUGAAACCAAGGCCAAGUAAGAGUACAAUAUAUGAGUUUGAUCCUUUAAAUAACAACGUAUCCUCAGUCAAGAAGUAUGAGGGGGUGAGCAAUGAACUCAUUUUGCUGGAAUCGUUUCUAAUAGGUGAUACCUAUGGCACAAUUAUUUCGAGUGCAGACAAUGGAAGUGAUGACACAUAUGACUUCACUGAAACUGAGUAUUUCAAUCCACCUACACCACCUGAACGUUUCGAUAGCCUCUGCCCUGAUACCACAACAAAAUCUACAUCUGCAGUGACAAAUGCUAAGGAAAUUAGUGAUAAGAGUGAAAUUAAUCAAGAAAAAGUGAGUUGGUAUGUAAAUGAUGAUGCCGCAUCAGUUUCAUCAGAGCAAAAUAAAAUACAAAGUUCAAUGAUGCAAAAAUUCUCAAAUAUAUUGAAACUUGAUACAGUAAGAGUCAGAUCAACAAAACAAAUAGUAAAAAAACUGGAGGUGGUUGAGCGCCCCCCAAUUAACAAGUUACCAGUGUCUUAUUUCAGUGGGAUGUUGAACAAAGUGGUCACGGGUAUAGUGGAGGAUUUGUUUAAGAAUUCUCAAUCCCGUUAUUGUGUGUUAUCAGAUCAAAAGCUGAUCUGUUAUUCAGAUCCAACAAACUUAAUUUUGAAGGAAGCUUAUAUGCUAGAAAAUAUACAUUCUGUACAGAUUGUCUUGCCAUUGUCAUCAAGUACAAUAAACAACUCUUACUGUUUUGAACUGACUGUUUCGACGGGGGUUCGCAAUGCACCACGGAAAGUUCUGUUCAGUUGUUCGAGCGCAUCAGAGAGACGCAAUUGGGCCCAAAAGCUUGCUGAGCAUCUCACUUAUGUCUUCCCAACUAAAUAUACCACUGAGUUUACAAGAUGUGGAUGGUGUUAUCUUAAGGAAGGAGUGAGUGGGGAAUGGCGUGGCGCGUGGAUUAUGUUGAUACGUCGCGUCCUCGUCUACUAUGCAGGCGAAGACGUGUGUCCUGUUGACCUGAGGAAAACUCGCUGUGUGGUGACACAGGCAGCGGACGCUGAAACAAAGCAGAUGUGCCCAUCGGACGGCAGUCCUAACCUAAUCCUGGACUGUCCACAUGCCACCCUGUACUUACGCUUCCCUCAUGAGAGAGAACUUAAGGGUUGGAAAUACAUGGUGACACUCGCUGCCCACAACAAUGGAGCUUUUAUUCAUCAUCAGCAACUUACAAAGGAAAAUAUUCCAGUCAUUGUUGACAAGAGUCUUAGCUUCAUCUACGCACAUGGUAGUCUGUCCGAAGGGAUAUACCGAAGGGCUGGUAGUUCGUUGGUGCUAUCGGAGCUCCUAGCACGUUUCCGUCGGGACUCAUGGUCGGUCCAGCUCACGCCGGGGCAGCAUUCUGAGCACGACGUUGCCGGAGUACUGAAGAGGUUCUUCCGAGACCUGCCCGAGCCACUCGUGCCUCAGGAGAAACAUAGUGCGCUUAUUGAGGUGCUAGAAAUGAGCGAGCCGGCAGCGCGUCACGCGGCGUACCGCGACGUGAUGACGUCACUGCCGCUCGUGGCGCAGCGGACCGCGCGCAAGCUGUUCGCGCACCUGCACUUCCUGCAGACGAUGUCGCACGCCAACAAGAUGAACGCCGAGAACCUCGCUUCGGUGUGGGCACCCACCAUCAUGCCCACCGCAGUGACCAGCCAAACGCUGCAGACCGCCUGGUCGGUCAAGGAGCACCACGUGGUCAGGGACAUGAUCGUCAGCUACGAGGAUAUCUGGGAGCCGACCGAGGCCGAACUGCGCAGGGAAGCGGCCAUCAGGCGCGUUCUGGUCCGGGUGCUGAGCAACACUGCCACUACCGCGCCCAAAGGCGCCGGGGAUCUGCGCGCCUGGAUAUACGUCCACGAUCGCAACACUUGCUACCAAGUGUCCCUAACGCCGAAUAAAACGGCCUCGGAUAUCUGCAUCGAACUCUGCGAGAAAGCGAAAAUGGAGUCUCAUCUACUCAUGCUCGAAGAAGUGAUAUGCGACGGUUCUAUGCGACGCAUCGUUCAUAUAAACGAAUUCGUCCUGGACGUUGUUUUACGUUGGGGCUAUUGGGACGAAAAUGACAGAAAAGAUAACUAUUUACUUGUAAAGGAAAACAAGAUACUUCACGAACUUGAGGCUCUCAGGUCCACAAGUUCCGUGUGUGGCGAGCUUCGGUUAGCGAACGAGUCUACGAAGGCCUUUAAACUGCAUAUGUUUGAAUUCAGUCAGGGGAAGUUGUGUUACUACAAGGAUAAACAGGGUUCCCACAAAAUUGAAGAGUGGGAUAUAAAGAAAAUACUCUGGUACGUCGGACACGAGCCGAAGCGGAACCCCCAGGCACAGUGGGCUAUCACUUUUAUACCUAAAAAUGAUAAACUCAAAAGAAGCAAAGAUCGGCCCUGGUUCGGCUGCACUAUGGCGGGCGCCGUUAAGACAGAUCAGCUCAAGUGGAUGGCAGCCAUGACUUACGCGGAGCAUGCCGAGAUACUACCGACCCCGAGGCUUAUCAUCACCUAACUGAAAAACACAAGUAUUUUACCCGACUGAAAGAUAUCGAGGUUAGCAGUUAUGUAUGCUUAUCGGUUCAUUUGUUCGAUUUUAUUUAGAAUAGCUAUAAUAUUUUAUAAAUGAUUUGUCAAAUAUUAAUUAUCCAUUCUUGGUGGAGUUAUAAAGAACAUUGGUUGGUUUUAGGCCGACCGCACUUUGGAUGCGUUUUCGUACAUGCAAACAGUCCUGAGCUUUAAGUAUCUUAGGAGCGCGUCGACUAAG
Maniola jurtina (meadow brown) is the source of this 3873-nucleotide messenger RNA. RefSeq names its product arf-GAP with Rho-GAP domain, ANK repeat and PH domain-containing protein 1 (gene RhoGAP15B). Gene Ontology annotation, biological process: signal transduction. The record is from RefSeq and is a predicted model, not a curated record. Lineage: Eukaryota; Metazoa; Arthropoda; Insecta; Lepidoptera; Nymphalidae. The transcript is spliced from 11 exons. Bases 283 to 3621 code for a protein of 1112 amino acids.